Anoplopoma fimbria (sablefish) is the source of this 1833-nucleotide messenger RNA. RefSeq names its product cAMP-regulated D2 protein. Gene Ontology annotation, molecular function: cholinesterase activity. The coding region runs from base 1 to 1833 and encodes 610 amino acids. The record is from RefSeq and is a predicted model, not a curated record. The transcript is spliced from 8 exons. NCBI's taxonomy places the organism in Eukaryota, Metazoa, Chordata, Actinopteri, Perciformes, Anoplopomatidae.
AUGGAGAGCUGGCACUGUUUGCUGCUGCUGUGCACGCUGAGUUUGGCGCUGGCCUCCGGAGAGGCGAGGAAAAAUGAUGAUGACAUCGACCUUGUCAGCUUCCUGAGAAGUAUCUACCCCGGGCUGCUGGAGAGAGACGAGCCGUUCAUCGUCAACAAAGACUUCGAUAUAAACUCCCUCAAGGGGCUGGGACACUCUACGGCCCACUUAAUCACGGAGCAGAGCAAGGUCAAGCCAGUCAAUCAGGAAACAAACGGGGCCCCUGGACCGGUGGUGGUGACCAAAGACGGCCAGAUCAAGGGGAUUACGGUGGACAGGGCCCAUAUAUUCUAUGGGAUACCAUAUGCUGACCCCCCUGUUGGGGCUUACCGAUGGAAGCCCCCCAGACCUGUGAGUCCUCGGCCAGGGGUUUAUGAUGCCUCCUUCCCCAGGGCGUCAUGCAUGCAGGCCUGCAGCGGACCCAUCACCGAGUGUCCUCGGAUAGUCAGUGAGGACUGUCUCCACCUCAACAUCUUCGUCCCUCUGGAUGUGAACUUGAGCUCCCCAAUGGGAAGCCCACUGCCCGUCAUGGUGUGGAUCCAUGGUGGGGAUUUCAUCGCUGGCUCUGCUUCCAAGCCUCUGUACGAUGGACGCUACAUCAGUAACUCCACCCACACCGUCGUUGUGAGCCUGGAGUACCGUCUGGGUGCUUUUGGGUUCCUCGUGUCGGGCAAAGACCCCCACUCGUCAGCUGCAGGGAAUUAUGGGAUCUUGGAUCAGCAGGCGGCUCUUCUUUGGGUCCAGCGGAACAUUGCAGUGUUUGGAGGUGAUCCCAGCAAGGUGACAAUCUUUGGGGAGAGUGCAGGUGCUCAGUCAGUGAGUCUUCACCUGAUGAUCCAGAGCAGCAGGCAUCUGUUCAAACAGGCCGUCCUGCAGAGUCUGCCCUUCUCCAUCCCUCUGAAGACCAGACACGACGCCCUGAAGCUGGGGAAAGACUUUGCCAAGCAGACCAACUGCUCCGUGAGCGACAUCAUCUGCCUGCUGUCUCUCACUCCACAGGAUGUCCUGGCCGCCCAGAUGAAAACAAGUUCAAAGGUGGUGAACCCGUUCAGGUUCCUGGAGGUUUUUGAGACAUGGGGCCCGUUUAUCGAUGGGGAGUUAAUAAAAGAGCAAGCUGUCACUGCCUUCCAGAAGGGCCACUGGCAGAAGGAGAAGCGAGUGCUGCUGGGUACGACCUCAGAGGAGGGGGUGAUCUUUGCAUACGGUGUCUUUAACAAGCCGGUCUCUGUAUUGGAGAGCACUGUGUACAUCACAGCCAUCUUUAAACAACACGCACUGCGGAUCCUGCACAAGUACCUGCCUCUGUACCGGGACGCUGACCGCAGGGAUAUGCUAGCUCAGAUUGUCACCGACUACAUCUUCCUGUGUCCAUCCAGGAGGUCGGCCCGUGCCGGCACAGCGGCGGGCAGCGAGGUGUGGAUGUACGUGUUUGACCACGUGGCAUCAGACUAUCGCGUGUGGUCAGGUCUGACUUUCUGCUACCAGCACGCCUGCCACGGCGCCGAGCUGCCCUUUCUCUUUGGCUCUGCCUCUGUGGCCAACUUCACCCUGUCAGUGCCAGAGAAGCUGCUGUCCAAUCGGAUGCUGUGCUACUGGGGCGCCUUCGCACACACUGGUGACCCUUCUUCGCGGGCCCAACAGACGACUUUCUGCCGCCAGCAGCGUCUGCCCGUUUGGCCGUGCUAUUCCGACACCAGCAGCUGGCUGGUCAUGAACCUGACGGUGCGUUCACAUGCACAAGUGGGAACCAGGGACCAUAUUUGUGACUUCUGGGACCAUCUGGGCAUCUAUUAG